This is a messenger RNA of Arachis stenosperma, 1683 nucleotides long. RefSeq names its product xylose isomerase-like. The transcript has 20 exons. Gene Ontology annotation, molecular function: xylose isomerase activity. Lineage: Eukaryota; Viridiplantae; Streptophyta; Magnoliopsida; Fabales; Fabaceae. Gene Ontology annotation, biological process: carbohydrate metabolic process. Bases 6 to 1433 code for a protein of 475 amino acids. The record is from RefSeq and is a predicted model, not a curated record.
UCAAAAUGAAAACUUGGGGAACAUUUUUGCUCCUUCUCUGCUUACAAGCCUUCACUUAUGUAGUGAUCGGUCAAUCUCAAACAUGUCCUGCUGAAAAUGCCAAUAAAUGUGACGAUUCAGAGUGGGAGGGAGAAUUCUUUCCUGGCAUUAACAAAAUUAAAUAUGAGGGUCCCUCUAGCAAGAAUCCACUUUCAUUUAAAUGGUAUAACGCAGAGGAAGAAAUUCUUGGAAAAAAGAUGAAGGACUGGUUCAGAUUUAGUGUUGCAUUUUGGCAUACAUUUCGUGGAACAGGUGCAGACCCGUUUGGUGCACCUACCAAGCACUGGCCGUGGGAAGAUGGUACCAAUUCUGUUAAAAUGGCUAAAAGAAGAAUGCGUGCUAACUUUGAGUUUAUAAACAAACUUGGAAUUGAUCUGUGGUGCUUCCACGAUCGGGAUAUUGCCCCUGAUGGAGAAUCUCUGGAGGAAGCUAAUGCAAACUUGGAUGAAGUGGUUGCCCUUGCCAAGGAGCUCCAGACUCAGAAAAAGAAAGUUUUAUGGGGAACAGCUCAAUUGUUUAUGCAUCCUCGUUAUAUGCAUGGUGCGGCUACUAGCUCUGAAUUAGGCGUCUAUGCAUAUGCUGCUACACAAGUGAAGAAGGCUAUGGAAGCUACACAUUAUUUGGGGGGAGAAAAUUUUGUUUUCUGGGGUGGCCGUGAGGGUUAUCAAUCCCUUUUGAACACAGAUAUGGAACGAGAGCUUAAUCAUUUGGCUAGGUUUUUUGAAGCUGCUGUUGCAUAUAAGAAGAAGAUUGGAUUCAAUGGGACUCUGUUGAUCGAACCCAAACCGCAAGAGCCUACAAAACAUCAGUAUGAUUGGGAUGCUGCAACCACAUCUAACUUCAUGCGAAAAUAUGGACUUAUAGGAGAAUUCAAACUCAAUAUUGAGUGCAACCAUGCCACCUUAUCUGGUCAUAGUUGUCACCAUGAGCUUGAAACUGCAAGGAUUAAUGGACUACUUGGUAAUAUUGAUGCAAACACUGGUGAUCCUCAAGUUGGUUGGGAUACAGAUCAAUUUCUUGUAGAUAUUCAAGAAGCAACAAUGAUUAUGCUCAGUGUGGUCAGAAAUGGUGGAAUUGCACCAGGUGGAUUCAACUUUGAUGCCAAAUUGCGAAGAGAGAGCACGGAUAUUGAAGACUUAUUUAUUGCUCACAUCAUCGGUAUGGAUACUAUGGCCCGCGGCCUCAAGAAUGUUGCUAAGCUAGUUGAGGAUGGUGCUCUAGCUGAGCUUGUUCGAAAGAGAUACCAGAGUUUUGACACUGAAAUUGGUGCUCAGAUAGAGGCUGGUAAAGCUGAUUUUGACUUCUUGGAGAAGAAAGUUAAGGAAUGGGGAGAACCCAAGGUUGCUUCAGCCAAACAGGAGCUAGCUGAGAUGAUCCUCCAGUCUGCGUUGUAAAAAAGUAAAAAGCAUUAUCGAUGUGACUAAAAUGGGCAUGGAUUCUGUUUCUGUUUGUUCUUCAAUUAGAAAUAGCUUAGCAAUCAGCAUAAUGGGUAGCUUUAGAGAAACAAAAUGUUAUGUUCUAGAUACAUUCUUCAACCUUGGCAAGACCUAUUAGUUUUCACUCAGGAAUGAUGCUAUGUUAGUAACUUCAUGUGAAUCCUAGUCCUUAAAAUAAUUCAGUAAACUAGGUAUUUAUUUUAUUUUA